Castor canadensis (American beaver) is the source of this 2503-nucleotide messenger RNA. RefSeq names its product chromosome 7 C1orf216 homolog (gene C7H1orf216). The record is from RefSeq and is a predicted model, not a curated record. Lineage: Eukaryota; Metazoa; Chordata; Mammalia; Rodentia; Castoridae.
GGACGCCCAAGUCAAGGGACCCUCAGGCCGCAGUAACAAGUUCCCAGCAAGCAGGGCCGGGCGGAACCAGAACCAGCCCCGCAGGAGCGGGAGCCCCUAGGCCGCAAGAUGUUUGCCAUCCAGCCAGGGCUAGCAGAGGGGCCCCAAUUCCUGGGGGGCCUGCCUCCUGGAGUAUGUCAGCCCGAGCUCCACCCAGACAGCAAUUCCAACUUCAUGGAGAGCACCAAAGACGCCAAUGAGAAUUGGCAUGGGAUGCCAGGCAAAGUAGAACCCAUCCUGCUGAGGAGUUCCUCUGAGUCACUCUCUGACAACCAGGCCUUCCAGGCCACUGGACUCCUUGAGGACGGGGUCCGCAGCCCCCCAGAGGGUGCAGAGAUUCCUGGUGCUGAGCCUGAGAAGUUGGGUAGUGCUGCCACUGUCUGCUCCCCUCUGGAGGACAUCGGCUAUGCCAGCAGCUCCCUAAGCAUCGACAGCUCUAGCAGCAGUCCAGAGCCUGCCUGUGGGACCCCUCGAGGCCCUGGCCCUCCUGAUCCCCUUCUGCCCUCGGUGGUCCAGGUUGUGCAGCAGCUGCAGGCUCAGGAACGCUACAAAGAGCAGGAGAAAGAGAAGCACCAUGUGCACUUGGUGAUGUACCGUCGCCUGGCACUACUCCAGUGGAUCCGGGCCCUGCAGCACCAGUUGGUUGACCAACAGGCCAGGCUGCAGGAGAGCUUCGACACCAUCCUAGACAACCGAAAGGAGCUUAUCCGGUGUCUCCAGCAGAGGGCAGCACCAUCCAGGCCCCAGGACCAGGGCUAACUGUGUGCCUCUACAAGUGUGCAGGGGUGUACAUGUAUGUUGGCAAGCAUGUGUGUGGUUGUGCACAUGGGAUUGUUGACAUGAGUGCAGGUAAGCAUAAGUGAGUUUAAAUGUGCCUUGUGUGCACACAUGUACACACCGGCUAACUCAUGAAUAUGUAAGAGUGAAUGUGUGUGUAGCACAUAUGUAAGAGUCAGUAAAUUUGUAUAUGUAUAUGUGGAUAGAUACCCAAGAAUAUGUUUAUAUAUGUGUGAAUGAGGAUGUACAUGCAGAAGGUGUGUGUGCAUAUGCAUGAGUUUGAUUGUGCAGUCUUGUGUUAGGUAUAUGAGUGAACCUUUGUUCAAGCCUGUGUGUCAGGGUGUAUAUGUGCAGGUUCUGUCAUGGGGAAUGUAUGUUGGGAGCCUGUAUAUUUACACACAAACUCAUGAGCACAUGUGUGUGUGUGUGUAUAUUAUAUAUGUAUUCAAUUGCAUCUGGAGGACAUCCACCUAUAUACCCUGUGUUACCCAAGGUCUACCCACAGCCUUCUUUCUCUGCUGGGUACCACUGCUUCCUGGAGAGAGAGGACUAGCCUACUGUCAUUUAUCUGAGGCUUGUAGCUGAUCCCUGCUUCUGAGAUUUCUCAGGUCACCUUUCCUUCUCUCUUCCCCUCACUUAACCCAGAUCUUGCUCUAUCGAGGCUGUUGUCCCUGAUAUUGGCUUUUCUGUAAGAGGUUUUUGUUUGUUUCAUUUGCAGUGCUUGGGAUGGAACCCUGCUCCUCAUGCAUGCUAGCCAAAUGCUCUACCACUGAGCUACACCCCCAGCCUCUGUAAGAAGUAUAAUGGCAGCUCUGGCCUGCCUUGGCACUUUGGCUAUAAUUUCGUUAAGGAAGUUGGUAGAGAAUUGGUAUCAGGGAAGUAACUGGGGUAGUGAUGGAGUUUAUGGCAAGGGUGAGGGGGUACAGAAAAGAAGAUAGGGGACUGUCUUUUUGAAGUCUGCCUUUGGCCACAUGGGAGAUGAAAUUGAGAGAGGUAGACCCCUGUGAAGAAUAGGAGAAUGGAAUUCCCAAAGUAUACCUCUCCACUGGGAAGGGAGGUUGAAAACCAUAUUAAUUUAAGCUUCCAAUGAAAAAGAAUGUGUGCUUUCAGGCUUACAAGUAAUUAGAUAAAGUUUUUCUAAGACUUUUAGGGAAAAUCUCACUUCCUGCUUCUGGGCCCCUACCUUGCUGUGCUUCUCCGGCUUUAGCAACAUUGGCUGUCCAUUUGGUUUGGUCCAUUUCUUUAAAAUCAGACUGUUGGGAGGAGCAAGAGCUCAGCUCUCCAGGGGCAGAGUCAACCCAGCCUCUAGAAGGUCUUAGGUUGUUGUGUCAUGUCCUCUUCUGUCACUGCAUGCCUUUUAAACAGGGAUUGAUAGGCUCCAGAAAAGGCUCCAUGAGUUGGAGAGUUGAUGAAUCUUGGAGAGAACCAACCACUAAAAUAGUGGAGCUCACUGCUUUGCUCCUGGCUGCCAAGAGAAUGCUCCUGGUGGGUGAGCAAUGGCACUAAGAGGGAAUGGUGGCAGGUGAACAGUGGCAUAGAACACUGAUGCUGCCUCUGUCUACAAAAUGCGGGGCUCUUCCUUUCUAUCUCUGAAGAGUUCAUCCCUUAUCUGAGUGGGUGUAAGGUACAAGGAGUGAGCCCUGGGAACUUUCUGUCUGUAGCUCUUGCAUGUUGAAUGUGAACCUGG